GUGGCUCUUGCUCUUGUCUCUUACUCGCUUAGUCUUAAGCCUGUAUUAUCUAUGGUCGUCCGUCGCGAUGUCUGAUUGAAACAUUAAAGUAAAUCUGAAGAUGUUUAAUUUUGGUUUUGUUUUUUUUUAAAUUAGUGUCGCAAUUUUUAAAAAAUUGUAUUAAUAAAGCGUAAUUCUGGUUGGGGUAAAAAGAAAGAAGCGUGGUUAUGCUCGAAGCAUGCCUUCGACGUCGCGGUCGCGGGGCUCAGGGCGCGGGCCUGACGGCGCGCCACGAAUUCAAGUCUUAGCGCCCAUGUCGGAGCGGCAGCAGUUGGCUCUGGUGAUGCAAAUUUCAUCCCAGGAUGCCGCUCUAGCUGCUCCGACACCAGAUGAAGAAAGAAAACAAUCCAGGCAACAACGGAAUGAACGAGGAGAAACCCCUUUACAUGUAGCAUCUAUCAAAGGAGACCAUGAACUUGUUAAAAAGCUUCUCGGUCAGGGCCAAGAUCCAGACGUUCCUGAUUUUGCAGGUUGGACAGCACUUCAUGAAGCAUGUAGUUAUGGUUGGCUGGAUGUAGUAACGGUGCUUGUUCACGGUGGUGCUAAUGUCAACGCAAAGGGCUUGGAUGAUGAUACGCCACUUCAUGAUGCCACUACAUCAGGCAAUCUAAAAAUGGUGAAAUUUCUCAUUGAACAGGGAGCUGAUCCAUUUGUUAAGAAUGCAAAAGGCAAAACGCCAUCCGACUAUGCAGCACCACACAUUUUUGAAUAUCUACAAACACUAAAAGAUAACGCGAGAGCUGCACAUACUGGUCGAUCAAGGGAUGACAGCAACAAAAAAGGUUGCAAUGCAAGUUCAAACAGCCACUCUAACAAGCGAAGCAACAUGGAGAGCCUAGCGCAGGGCGAAAAUUUUGAGAGCAAGGAAGCCACCUCUCAAGAAAAAGGCAAUAAUGUUGAAAAUAAAGAUGAUGGAGCACAGCUGAGCAGUGGAGUAGUAUCAUCAACACAAGACGAAGUUGGUUCUGGCUUGAAGAGGUCAUAUGUGGAAGAAGGGCAAGAGGCAGAAGCAACAGAAGAUGAGAUAUCGAAACGGAAAAAACGAAAAGAUAAUGAAGAGAAGGAACCAAUGGCGAAACCUGCUCCUGUGGCAAGAGGUGGCACUGGACGAAUACUAACUGGUAGCAAACCACCGGGACCGGCGAGCAAAACUGGAGCGGCGCCAUUAGGUAAAGGCGGCGCGGCGCAGAGCAAAGGCGCCGGUGGUUCUUCGGGGAAGGGUGCGCAAGUACAGGGCAAGGGAGGCGGCUCAACGAAAGCUAAUGCUCAAAGUACACAUCAGGGUAAAUCAGCAGCAAAAGGUGCAUCAAGUUCACAGGCCAGCAAACAAGAUAGAAAAAGCCCGGUAGCAAGUCCAAAGCCAAAUCAGGGUAAAGAUAACGAUGGUGACAAUGAAGAGACAAAGAGCCAGGAGUCUUCCGCACCUAAAGUUCCACCACUCAAAAUUGUGAUACCUGGUGGGGCAAGUGGAUCUGGUGGUCGUAACGAGCAAGAGGGAGAAGGUGGCACUGGUCAAAGAGGCAGCGGUAAAGGUAGAGGUGGUGCAUCAACUCUGCCCUAUGUGAUACCAUGCACUAGUACCGAUACAGGCCAGACUUCUGACAGCUCCGACGGUGUUUGUGAAGAGAAAAGAACUGGAGAAAGCAGCAAGGCAGGGCAAAGAGUACUUCGCUCCCACAGAACGAAUGACGGUGAUAAAGAUAAGGGGAGGAGUUCUCCGACAGGGUCGGACAAUCGCUCAGGACACAGUCAGGCUUUGAAUUCCAACAAAAGUCCGACGCCCUCUGGACAUGACGGUGAGCACGCAACGUCUACUUCAUCUGGUUCGGGUGGGAGAUCUGAAUCAGCUCCAGGACCUUCUGUGGAGUUGCAUCCGAGGAAACGUAAGAUCAAGUCUUCCAAGGACAGCCACUCGCGGGAGUCGAAGAACGAACAAGUCCCCGACAGCACCACACUCACUCACAACAUCACCCAUUCCAACCCAUACCAGAUGUACAUACACAUACGUAAACAGAUUGAGCGGCGUCAGAAAGGCUUGUUCCCAGUAAAACCAAAACCACCAAAAGAUUUCAACAAAUAUCUUAUGAAUCGCUGCACAUACACCCUACAGAACAACGUAAAUCCUGAGCCACAAGUCGAAAUACCGAUCAAUUUGCCAUCACAAAUGAUAAACGAAUUUUUGGCUCAGGAAAAAGAAAGGACACGUUUGCGUAUUCAGCAUCUAGUUGAAAAAGAAAAACUUGUUCUUGCUGUCGAACAAGAGAUACUCAGAGUUCAUGGGCGCGCCGAACGCGCUGUGGCUAACCAGGCUCUUCCUUUUUCGGUGUGUACAAUAUUGCGCGACAAGGAAGUUUAUAACAUUUUGGCACCGGAUCAAGAAGAGAAACGUAACGCACAGCGCUCUCGUUGCAACGGACGGCAGAUCAACUCGUGGUUGCAGGAGGUCGAUGAUAAGUGGGAGAAGAUCAAGGAAGGAAUGCUUCGACGUCAGCAUACUGAAGCAGAAACAUUGCACGCGGUACAAAUGAUGGGAUGGGAAUGGAAAUUAAAGGAACACGGCCUGUGUGAUUACAAAACAACGCCUAAAAUCGAACCCACGCAUGUGCCACAAAUUCAUGUGUCAAAUUUUGACUUGCCCGCUUGAAUUUUAAGUUCAUAUUGCCUGUGUUUAUGUAAAGCUAGCACAAUUAUUGUGCCGGCAUAACUCUAAGUUUUGUCAUUGUAACGAUCUCUUAACACUUUUAUAACAUCGAUUGGUAAUACGACUCAAGCGGAGCUACGAAAUUGGAUUAUAACGUAUCUAAAUUUUUCGACUGUCGUCGCCCCUUUCUAGAUUUUUCUGAUUCUCCUGCGCACCGCUUUCCGGUAUAAGUUGACUCUGGACAUAAAUAAAAAAAUACCAUCUACUCAAAACAAGCAGAAUCAACCACUAUCGGAAUUCGGAUAUGAUUUACUUUUAAUUUCUCAUUAUGAAUCUGACGAACGAUCAGAUAAUGUUUUGGCACAAUAGCCUUCUAAUAUAAUAAUAAAUCUUUUAAUGUAAUAACCACAUUUAUAAUUGAUUUUAAUUAGAUUAGGUUAAAAUAUACAAUUUAAUUAAAACUUUGAUUUCAAAUGUGUAUAUAAAGUUUUACGCUUUUAUUUUUAAUAAUUUAGAUUUAUGACUAAUGAUAAUUGUUUUAUGAAAAACUUCGAAUUAUGGAUUAUACAAAAUGGUAGUUUUUAUUUAAUUAUAAUUUUUAAUGGAUGUAUUUAAAUGACUGU
Nymphalis io (European peacock) is the source of this 3303-nucleotide messenger RNA. Its product is annotated as ankyrin repeat domain-containing protein 11. Gene Ontology annotation, molecular function: protein binding. The transcript is spliced from 16 exons. Gene Ontology annotation, cellular component: nucleoplasm. Lineage: Eukaryota; Metazoa; Arthropoda; Insecta; Lepidoptera; Nymphalidae. Bases 218 to 2683 code for a protein of 821 amino acids. The record is from RefSeq and is a predicted model, not a curated record.